Messenger RNA from Cylicocyclus nassatus, 387 nucleotides. The record is from the annotation of a GenBank genome assembly. NCBI's taxonomy places the organism in Eukaryota, Metazoa, Nematoda, Chromadorea, Rhabditida, Strongylidae.
AUGGGAGCUUUCGCUACGCUCCGAUCCAUGUUGUUCUGUUUACUGUGGCGACGACCAUUUUUCGUGAUCUCUAUGUUGCUACUCGUCUCUUCCCAGCAAGCUGCUGCAUAUGGUGUGAAAUAUAAUUGCCGAAAAGUUGGGGCCGAAGAGAUCAUCGAUGAGCCGGGAUGUGAGCUAAUGAUACUGAGGGUGAACCGAUGUAGCGGUCAUUGCCUGUCAUUCUCAUUCCCAAAUCUGAUCACUGGCAGGACAUCGGUCCAUGCUAAAUGCUGUAGGAUGACCGAUACUGAAUGGGUCCACACUGAGUUGGCUUGCGAAGAUGGUCCCCGACAUAUCAAAAUACCAAGUGCAGUACAGUGUGACUGCUUCGACUGUGCAAUUCACUAG